AUGCCACCCUCCCGCGUCUCUUCACCUCCAUCUGACCCACAACCCCUAACCGAUGGCCUCACUCCCAAGCAGCUCCAACAAUUCCAUACCGACGGCUAUGCCAUCAUCCCAGACUACCUCGACCAAUCCAGAUGCACCGCCCUCCUCUCCACCAUCAGCACCCUCCUCCACGACUUUCCGCUCAAAGACCACCCGAUGACCAAAUUCUCCACCGGCUCAUCCUCCUCCGCCCACGUUGGGGACACCUACUUCCUAACCUCAGGCGACCAGGUACGCUUCUUCUUCGAAGAAGACGCCUUCUCCAAGCACUCAGCCGUGCUGACCCGACCCAAAGAAAGAGCCAUCAACAAGAUCGGCCACGCGCUCCAUACCCACAUCCCGGCCUUCGCCGCCAUCUCCCACACCGGGCCCACCGGCCAGCUCAACGCGAAGAUAGCCUCCCAGCUCGGAUUCCACGACCCCCGCUUGCUGCAGAGCAUGGUCAUCUGCAAACAGCCGGAGAUCGGGGGCGCGGUGCCCCCGCAUCAGGACAGCACGUUUCUGUACACACGCAGGCAGGACGCGACGGCGGAGAAUGGGUGUUUGAGUUUUGCGCGCGGGAGUCAUCGGAGGACGCCUGUGAGGCGCCGGUUUGUGAGGGCGACGGAGGAGGGAGGCGGGGAAGGGACCGGGUUUGAGGAUGUGGACGUUGGCGAUGAGGAGGCGAGGUGGCCGCGGGGGUUUGAGCAUGAAAGAGAAGAGGAAGAAAAAGGGACGCAGGGGAGCGAGGCUGAGGAGGAAUUCGAGCUGGGAGAGGUGAAAGCAGGCACCUUGGUGCUGAUACAUGGGAACCUGCUGCACAAGAGCGAGAAGAAUCUAAGCCAGAAAGGCAGGAUUAUAUAUACGUUCCAUGUGAUCGAGGGAGAAGAACAGUAUGACGAGAAGAAUUGGCUGCAGAUACCGGGUGGACCGGAGGCGUUCACGAAACUCGAUGUUAGUUAA
Molecule: messenger RNA, 981 nt
Organism: Endocarpon pusillum Z07020
Lineage: Eukaryota; Fungi; Ascomycota; Eurotiomycetes; Verrucariales; Verrucariaceae
Exons: 1
Coding region: 1-981 (326 amino acids)
Source: RefSeq, a predicted model, not a curated record